AUGUCCUCCUCUGACGCAGACAUCCACCAGCUCCUUGGCUCUAAUCCUCUGUCACCAGAGCUCUCCCAGUGCAUCACAAGUCUAGCGACUGCAGCUUCCCUAAAUCAGCCGCCUACACCGGAGGUCAAGUCCUACCCUGAUGCCAUCUACCUCAACUACUUCUCUAUCGGCCUCAGUCUGCUUUAUGCACCAAAAGGCGGCUAUAGACCAACAUCAGGACUCAAAUGCAACGAUCUAAAACACGACAGGUUAUCCCUUGAUAGCAUAUACGUCUACAAUGUGCCAAUCAAGAAGCAGACCAAAGGCACAUCAUCUCGUGCUGCUGAGCUCGCUUUCUCCACAUAUCCCCUCCUACCGCUCGCUUUGAACAUCACUGCUGAGGCGAAAGACAAGGAGGAGAAACCAAUAUCUCGUCCUCCGAAGUUAGAUGUGCACGCAGAGACGUCCGGGAAGGAUUUCGUCCUCGCAUUGGGAGAGCCUGAUCGCAAAGGCGGAGGUGCAGGACCUUCUUCUGGGUCGAUAGGCAUCUGGUGUGAAUGGACGAAGGAUGGAAUCAUGGUCGAAUUCGGCGGCGAUGAGGCGAAAGGCCCUCAAGCUUGGGAGCGGGGAAAGGAUGCAAUAUGGAAGAUAAUCACUGUUUUCUCAAAAGGGUGA
This is a messenger RNA of Cyclocybe aegerita, 654 nucleotides long. NCBI's taxonomy places the organism in Eukaryota, Fungi, Basidiomycota, Agaricomycetes, Agaricales, Hemipholiotaceae. The record is from the annotation of a GenBank genome assembly.